ACACGCUUUUACCGUCUGGUAUAUACACCUACCGCCAAACAACUUUGGUUUAGUUUGACUGGCCUGACUGCAUUAUGUUUUGUCUUUGAGGGACCGCCUUCACAGGGAACAGUCAGCUGUGGGAAGUGAUCGACCGCAGUGGACGGAGGUGCGCACAAGAGGAAAGAUGGGCUACUUUCCAGACUUUUCCAUCGAGACCUGGACUUUAAUAGUGAUUGUCAUCACUCUCAUCGCAGUGUAUGGAUAUGCUCCAUAUGGCUUUUUCAAGAAAAUAGGCAUCCAUGGACCCAAACCUUUGCCAUUUAUUGGGACAUUUCUGGAGUACAAAAGGGGUGUCCACAUUUUUGACACAGAAUGCUAUAAGAAGUAUGGAAAGUUGUGGGGGUUGUAUGAUGGCAGGCAGCCUCUAUUGGCUGUUAUGGACACAGCUAUGAUCAAAACAAUCUUUGUUAAGGAGUGUUAUUCUGUCUUCACCAACAGACGGAAUUUUGGCCUAAAUGGACUAUUAAGAGAUGCUGUAUCAGAAGUGGAAGAUGAGGAAUGGAGGAGGAUUCGCAGUAUACUCUCUCCAUCAUUUACCAGCGGACGACUGAAAGAGAUGUACUCAAUAAUGUUGCAGCACUCAAACAAUCUGAUCAAGAGUCUUCAGAAGAAAGUAGAGGCGGAUGAAGUCAUUGAGGUUAAAGAAGUAUUUGGACCUUACAGUAUGGAUGUAGUGACCAGCACUGCCUUCAGUGUCGACGUCGAUUCCAUCAACCAUCCUUCUGAUCCAUUUGUAUUGAACAUUAAGCGAAUGGUCAAGUUCAACUUCAUGAAUCCCUUGCUUGUGCUUGUUGUUCUGUUUCCAUUUUUGGGGCCAAUAUUUGAUAAGAUGGAUUUUUCCUUCUUCCCUGCUGACGUGGGCUAUUUCUUCUACAACUUUCUGAAGACAAUCAAAUCAGACCGGAAUAAGAAUGAACACAAAAACCGAGUGGACUUCAUGCAGUUGAUGGUGGACUCUCAGAUUUCAGAGAACGAGAAAGACAGUACGAGCCCCCAAAAAGGGCUAACUGAUCGUGAGAUCCUUUCUCAGGCCAUGAUAUUCAUUUUUGCUGGCUAUGAAACCAGUAGCAGCACACUGUGCUUCAUAGCCCACAACCUGGCAACCCACCCUCACAUCCAAAAGACCCUGCAAGACGAGAUUGAUGAAACUUUUCCAGAGAAGGGUCAGCCAACCUAUGACAGCGUGAUGCAGAUGGAGUACCUGAACAUGGUGGUGAAUGAGUCAAUGAGACUUUACCCUAUUGCUAAUCGCCUCGAAAGGAUGGCAAAGGCUUCUGUGGAAGUUAAUGGUGUGACCAUCCCAAAGGGAACUACCAUCAUGGUACCAGUUUACACUCUCCACCGUGACCCUGCUUUAUGGCCUGAACCUGAUGCCUUCAAACCUGAAAGGUUCAGCAAAGAGAACAAAGACAACAUAGAUCCAUAUGCCUUCCUACCAUUUGGAACAGGACCAAGAAACUGUAUUGGCAUGCGAUUUGCACUGUUGAUGAUGAAGUUAGCCCUAGUGGAGAUCCUUCAGAACUUUAGCUUUGUCACCUGCAAGGAGACAAUGAUUCCAUUGGAGCUGGGAAAUGAUGGAUUUACGACACCAAAGACUCCCAUCAAACUGAAGCUGAAGCUGAGAGAAACUGCUGCCGAUUCUCCUUCAAGCUAACUCUGAUUAUCUGUAACCUGGAAAUUCUCAUUUAAAUCUGCUUCUCUAUCAAAUCAGGCCACCAGUUUAUGUUGCCUGAAGUACCUCUUUUAAUCAAAAUCACUUAUAUUCUUCUAAAUUGAGAUUGUCUGUACUACAAGUACACUAACUAACCUCUCACCUGCAGGUAUGUACACUGUACUGUUUAAUAUGGAGGACUAGUCAAAAAGGAGCAUCUAUCUAUAGUCUAGACUCCACUUACAAAAUGUAUGGGUUACUUUUAUGUUUCACUUUAGACCAUUCAAAUAUAUUUCAGUAUACAAAAUGAUUUUGAAUACUACUGUAAGGGCCAUGUGCAUAACAUAUUACACAGCAUUUUCUCCACACAUAGUAUCUCCUUUCAUAGAAUUCCUCCAUGUAGAUUGUCUGGGUUAAUGCCACAUGCAACACAUCCCAUUUACUGUGCUGGAUGCAAAAUCACAAUGAUGGAUGUAUUUGAAAGCAGUUCAAUGUUAUGCCUUAUUAUUCUUCUUGUCUCUUUUUUACAUGAUUGUCAAGUUUCAACAUUAAGACUGAUGCUUGUAACCCACACCUUUCUUUCUGACAUACAACUGAAUGAUAAUUAGUUUACAUCUAGUCAGGUUUCACAAAAUUUGAGCACUGGCACUAUCAUUUUUACUGAGAUUUUGAAAUAUUGAAUUCAAGCACAGAAUUGGUCAUUAUUUUUGCUGUAUAUAUAUAUAAUAGAAAGCAAAUACCAAAUAACAUUUCAAUUUAAAACGAAUUAACAACUCAAGAACACAGUUUAUAUAUCUUGCAUACUUUCAAUAAGGAAUUCAAUUCCACAUUCAACCACACGUUUUGCAUUUCUCAAUUUCAAUAAGAAAACUGUGAAGUGGAGCCAACCACUUGGCUCCAGAAGUUCAUUUCUACUAAGCAGACCACUAGUGAUGUUAUUAUCCAGAUCUACUAACAGUUUUUUUUUCUACAUGUAUUUUAACACAUUACACAAUCUGUUGUAAUCGUUUUGAUAUCUCGAAUAUUAAAUCAAUCAAAAUCUGUGAAAAUA
Messenger RNA from Thunnus maccoyii (southern bluefin tuna), 2744 nucleotides. RefSeq names its product cytochrome P450 3A27-like. Lineage: Eukaryota; Metazoa; Chordata; Actinopteri; Scombriformes; Scombridae. Gene Ontology annotation, molecular function: heme binding; iron ion binding; oxidoreductase activity, acting on paired donors, with incorporation or reduction of molecular oxygen, reduced flavin or flavoprotein as one donor, and incorporation of one atom of oxygen. Bases 167 to 1696 code for a protein of 509 amino acids. The record is from RefSeq and is a predicted model, not a curated record. The transcript has 13 exons.